Homalodisca vitripennis (glassy-winged sharpshooter) is the source of this 3368-nucleotide messenger RNA. RefSeq lists its product as uncharacterized. The transcript is spliced from 2 exons. The record is from RefSeq and is a predicted model, not a curated record. Gene Ontology annotation, molecular function: DNA binding. NCBI's taxonomy places the organism in Eukaryota, Metazoa, Arthropoda, Insecta, Hemiptera, Cicadellidae. Gene Ontology annotation, cellular component: nucleus. Bases 275 to 2401 code for a protein of 708 amino acids.
GGGGAGAGGGGGGUACCUUUGAACUGGGGGCACAUUUGAACAAGUUUAAAUUUCCCGCCAUUUGAUGAGCUAACUGCCUGAUUUUUUUUCUACUUCUUCUUCUCAUCUGUAUGACCUAGUACACCUGUUUCUCUCCAUUUCUUUUAACCUUUGUAUUCAGUGCCAGAUAGGUUAGGUUUUAGCCACAUUUUGUAAACUUUUGAGUUUUGAGUUGUAAGACUGUCAGCGGAAGAAAGAAUUGAAGAAUUGACCAACCUUAUAUUCUAAGGUUACAAUGGUUAGAAACUACAUCAAGAAAAAAGUGGGCCCAGAGAUAAAUGAGCGAGAUGUGGAGGAAGCUGUUAAGCUUGUUUUGGAAAAAAACGUCCCAAUACGUCAAGCAGCAGAAUCGUUUGGCUUGGUUCAUACCAUGUUAUUCUAUCGAAUAAAAAAAGCAAAGGCUCUUCUAAAGACAAAUUUACCAUCUGAGCACACUGAUAUCCGAGUCCCUUCAGCACCCGCACCCCUUUUAACAUUUAAUAGCAAGUACACUUCUAACCAAGUAUUUUCAGCUCAAGAAGAAAAAAUGCUAGAAGAAUAUAUUAUUACAUGUUCUGCGAUGAACUAUGGUCUCACGUACAAAAUCAUUAGAGCUCUUGCAUUUCAGUAUGCAGAAAAAUUGGGCCGAUGUCCAAAAAAAUGGGAAGAUAAUAAAACAGCUGGUUUAGAUUGGUUGAAAGGUUUUAUGAAAAGACAUAAAGAUUUAUCACUGAGAAAACCUGAAAACACAAGCUUAGCUAGAACAUUAGGUUUCAAUCGGAAAAACAUUGAAGAAUUUCAAAAAAACUUAGAUGAUGUUUACAAAAAACACAAAUUUUCUCCGAGUGACAUUUACAAUCUUGAUGAAACUGGGAUUAAAACUGUCGUGCAAGCCCCAAAUGUUGUAGCUAAAAAAGGCACUAAACAAGUAGGCCAAGUUGUGUCUGGAGAAAGAGGCAGCCUUAUUACAAUGGUUGCUACUGUUAAUGCGGCAGGCAAUACCAUUCCUCCAGUUUUCAUAUUUCCCCGAGCUAGACUACAUGACAGUUUAAUGGUAGGUGCUAUCAGUGGAAGCUUAGGAUUUGUUAACUCCCCUACUAGUGGGUGGAUCACUAAUGCUUUGUUCCUCAAAGUGCUGGAGCACUUUGUGAAGUACAGCCACUGCUCAAAAGAAUCACCAGUUUUGUUGAUUCUCGACAACCACGAAUCCCAUUGCACUCUGGAUGCAAUAUUAUACGCAAGAGAUAAUGGUAUUUGUAUUGUGACAAUACCUCCUCAUUGUAGCCAUCGUGUCCAACCUCUAGAUGUUUCAAUUUUAGGACCAUUUAAACAAAACUUAGCCACAGUUCAAAAUAACUGGCUAACAAACAACCCCGGAUCUAAACUCUCAAUUCAUGAUUUAGCUGGGUUGGCAUCAAAAGCUUUUAAUUUAGCAUUUACAAGGAAGAAUAUCUUAAAAGGAUUUGAGGAGUGUGGAAUAUGGCCAUAUUCUACAACUGUGUUUACUGAUGAAGAUUUCCCAUUUUCUGAAGCGAUGAUAACCUCUAGUACGCCUACACCUGACACUACGAAAUCUUCUAAUCUAGGACGCGAAAAUGAAAAUUACAGCCAAGGUACAUCUAAUGCUAGGCCUACAGGUUCAACAUCAAUUGAAAAUGAAAGCCUAAAUGAUGGGAUUUUAAACAAAACCGUAGCAGUGUCUCCUAGUCCAGAGGUUGUUAGGCCUUAUCCCCAGCUGCAGGCAAAAUCUUCAGUAGAAUGUAAAAAAGGAAGAGAACCAGGAAAAUCGAAAAUAAUUACGGCCACUCCAGAAAAAAUUCGGUUGGAAGAAGAAAUCAAAAGAAAGCUUUUAGAAAAACAGAAAAAAGAAGAACUAAGGAAGCAGCGUGACAUAAAGGCAAAAAGAAAAUUAGAUUUACCAGAAAAAAACAAAAAAUCAGGACAUAACAAAAGAAGAAAAACAAAUAAGCAUAAAUCUAUUUCAUACGAGUCUGACUGUGACGAUCCUGACCCAAUUUAUAUGGAAAGUGGAGAAUCAGACUGGGUGGAGAGCUCUGAAGAAGAUGACAACUUCGAUAGGCCUAACCUGUCUAAACAAGUAAAAAUAUGUCCGAUGCUUGAAAAAUACUAUGCUGUAUUUUAUGAUAUAAGUUGGUAUUUAGGAAGGGUGGUUGAUUUCCCGGAUGAAGGAUUUUCUAAAAUUAAGUUUUUGAAAGAAGGACUUGGAGAUUCAUAUGAGUGGCCAAAACAUGAUGAUGUUCAAGUGAUAGAAAAUAAAUAUCUUUUUUACGGGCCAGUACCUUUGAUUGGAAAUGGACCCUUUCUCAUCGACGACAAGUGUAAAAGGAGAAUUCGAUCAAAAUACUCAAUGUUAAAAAAGUAGAAGUUGAACCUAAAUUUUGUUUACACAAUCUGUAAUGUACCUUUGAUUAGUGCACACUAUGAAUAAAAUGUUUUUGUGUAUUUCCUUAGUUUUUCUUUACUAAUUAUCCAAUGUUCAAAUCCACCCCGUCCUUGUUCAAACCUACCCCAGACUUGUUCAAAUGUACCCCUUAGUGGGGUACAUUUGAACAACAUGCAGUGAACUUUAAUUUUUUUUUUUUUUAGCCUAGAUAUUUUGAAGAUUAUUAACAUUAAUUUAAGUAAUUUGUUGCAUAAUAGUCUAAAGAUCAAUGUCCCCAUGCUUGUUUAUCAAAAUAAUUAAUUUAAAAAAAUACAAAAAUAUUUUUUCAAAAAGUGUUCAAAGGUAGAUCAGUCAUCCAGAGGAAUAGUACUAGACCAACGAUCCAGGGUAACAGUACUAGAUCAAUCAACCACAGUAACAGUACUAGAUCAGUCAUCCAGAGUAACAGUACUAGAUCAAUCAUCCAGAGUAACGCUACUAGAUCAAUCAUCCAGAGUAACAGUACUACAUCAAUCAUCCAGUGUAACAGUACUAGAUCAAUCAUCCAGAGUAACAGUACUAGAUCAAUCAUCCAGUGUAACAGUACUAGAUCAAUCUUCCAGAGUAAAAGUACUAGAUCAAUCUUCCAGAGUAACAGUACUAGAUCAAUCAUCUAGUGUAACAGUACUAGACCAACGAUCCAGGGCUAGAUCAAUCGUCCAGAGUAACAGUACUAGAUCAAUCAUCCAGAGUAACAGUACUAGAUCAAUCAUCCAGUGUAACAGUACUAAAUCAAUCAUCCAGAGUAACAGUACUAGAUCAAUCUUCCAAAGUAACAGUACUAGAUCAAUCAUCCAGAGUAACGGUACUAGAUCAAUCGUCCAGAGUAACAGUACUUUUUUUUACGAUAGGAAAAUGCAUUAUGCACCGUCAGGGACAGGUGUUCGCCCUGGUGUGUGGGACUCUC